UCCAAAGUCGCGCAAUAUUCCCUUGUUUAUUCCGUGUACCUUUGUUGUGUGAUAUUUAUCUCUCUUUCCUCUGAAUAUGUGAAAUAUAAACACCUCUGGAUUAUAAUCGAUCUUCUCCACGAGUUUCUUCAGAGCUUCGUUUUUUGUGUUUUAUAAAUCCUGUGCUCUCUAACGUUGCAGGAGCUAACUGUGGCUAACAGCUAGCUGAGUGUUGGUGUUAUUGUUUUGAAGUUUUUAAAGAAAAAGCUGCAGAUCUUUCCCUGCCAUGACGUCAGCCUCUGCUAAGGUGGGGGAGAUCUUCUCUGCUGCUGGAGCCGCCUUCAGUAAACUGGGAGAGCUGACCAUGCAGUUACACCCAGUAUCAGACUCCAGUCCUGCAGGAGCGAAGUGGACGGAGACGGAGAUCGAGUUGCUUCGAGUCGCCGUGCGUCGUUUCGGAGACGAUCUGAACAACAUCAGCUCGGUGAUCAAAGAGCGAACUGUGGCUCAGAUUAAGAGCACGGUGAAGAGGAAGCUGUACGAAGACAGCCGCGUUCCCAUCGAAUCGCCCAAAAAAAACACGAAGAAGAACACCGCCGCCGUCGCCAUGACGACGACAUCCGGCGCCCCCAACCCCCCGGCGAUGAUCCCCGUGCCGACGUCACAGGUCGUCAUCACGGCAACGGGCAUGCAGAACAGCCCCUCCCUGGCCCCGCCCCUCAAGAAGCAGAAGACCUCAGAUGUGACCCUCAGCGCUCUGAACGACUCGGAUGUAAACAGCGACCUCGUGGACAUCGAAGGACUCGGAGACUCCAACAACAAGAAACUCAACUUCGACCAAGAAAACUUGAACCUGGACUCCUCCCUCAUCAUGAACUCCAGCGACCUCCCACUGCUGUCACGCUGACCUUUGACCUCUGACCUCUCAGCGUCCUCUCUUACUUCAAUUUAUUUUACAAAGGUUCCUGUUUCCUGAUCUGUCCGAAUCUCUCAUUUAAAGUAAAAAACAGUGAGUAGAAAUCAUCCGCAGCACCAACAUAAUAAACCGUUUAUUAUCAUUUUUUUUUUUUUUUAAAGACAGCAGCUCAUUUUCCUCGUCCUUUUUUAGACAUUUUGAGUUUUUUUUGUGCGACAGAAUUAUGUUUCCAUCAGUGUGUGACGUCCUGAGCGUUUAUCAUGUAACGCUCAGAUAAUGUGAAGACGCUGAAAUAUGAAUAAAUCACGCAAGGAUAAGUCGAUCAUUUGUGCUCUUUUUAAUCCUUUAAUACUGGAAACAGUGAUUGGAUUAAACAAUAAAAGAAGAAACUCAAUUAUUUGUA
Molecule: messenger RNA, 1298 nt
Organism: Trematomus bernacchii (emerald rockcod)
Lineage: Eukaryota; Metazoa; Chordata; Actinopteri; Perciformes; Nototheniidae
Gene: bacc1
Product: chromosome unknown C17orf49 homolog
Exons: 6
Coding region: 266-886 (206 amino acids)
Cellular component (GO): MLL1 complex; NURF complex
Source: RefSeq, a predicted model, not a curated record